UGCUUGGCAUGGCUUGUUCGUCUUCGAGGCGCUACCGAGCAUAAAUGGAGGGUGCUCGCAGAGACAGAGGCGUCGUCUUUUGGCGUUGGUCUGGAAGCAUCGCAUGCAUUUGAAAGGGCGGCCAGCAUGGAUUUGACAGCAUUGGGAAGAAAGCUUGAUUCGAGGGUCUACACGGUACGGCAACUGGGGCGGGUGGUCACGACGGGCUCAGGGUGUAAGCGUUGCCCAACUACGUGCAUGCGGUCGGCCCGGCCGCUUUUUAAUAUACCCCGUGGUAGCGUCUAG
Molecule: messenger RNA, 285 nt
Organism: Colletotrichum graminicola M1.001
Lineage: Eukaryota; Fungi; Ascomycota; Sordariomycetes; Glomerellales; Glomerellaceae
Exons: 1
Source: RefSeq, a predicted model, not a curated record